This is a messenger RNA of Eruca vesicaria subsp. sativa (arugula), 1548 nucleotides long. Lineage: Eukaryota; Viridiplantae; Streptophyta; Magnoliopsida; Brassicales; Brassicaceae. The record is from the annotation of a GenBank genome assembly.
AUGGCGGAACAGUUAUUGCUUCAUGGAACUCUUGAAGUAAAGAUAUACAGGAUCGAUAAGUUGCAUCAACGUGCAAGAUUCGGUUUAUGUGGCAAGGGGGACAAGGAACCAACGGGGAAGAAGAUUCAAACCCAAAUCAAGAGACUAGCGACCGCAUGCACAGAUUUACUAGGAGGACAUCUCUACGCAACCAUCGACCUAGACAGAUCAAGGGUGGCUCGUACCAUGAUGAGACGUCACCCUAAAUGGUUCCAGUCUUUCCACAUCUACGCGGCACAUUCAAUCUCCAAAAUCAUAUUCACAAUCAAAGAAGAUGAACCUAUCAGUGCAAACCUUAUCGGCCGAGCUUACUUACCUGCCACUGAAGUCAUCUCCGGACAGCCUGUAGACCGAUGGCUCGAUGUUUUAGACCAGAACAAGAACCCUAUCCAAGGAGGUUCGAAAAUCCAUGUCCGUGUGAAGUUCACUAGCGUAACAAACGACCCAGAUUGGAACAAAGCAAUAAUAUCAUCACCACCCUAUAAAGGAGUUCCUAACGCAUUUUUCAACCAAAGAGAAGGUUGCAAGGUUACGCUCUACCAAGACGCUCAUGUCCUUGGCGAGUACCCGGACAUUACUCUCGCGGGAGGACAAGCGAUUUACAUACAUCAUCGGUGUUGGGAAGAUAUCUUCGAUGCGAUAUGGGACGCAAAACAUUUGAUAUACAUCACGGGAUGGUCGGUGUACCCCGACAUAACAUUGAUUAGAGAUCCUAAACGGCCGAGACCAGGUGGGAACCUAAAGCUAGGGGAGUUGCUUAAGAAGAAAGCUGAAGAAAACGUGACCGUUCUUAUGCUUGUGUGGGACGAUAGAACGUCUAACGAAGCGUUUAAGAGAGACGGUUUGAUGAUGACACAUGAUCAAGAAACUUACGAUUACUUCAAGAACACGAAAGUGCGUUGCGUUCUUUGUCCGAGGAACCCGGAUAACGGUGAGAGCAUUGUUCAAGGGUUUGGUGUGGCUGCAAUGUUUACUCACCAUCAGAAAACCAUUGUGGUGGACGCUGAGGUGGAGGGGUUGAAAACAAAGAGAAGGAUAGUAAGUUUUCUUGGAGGACUUGAUCUUUGUGAUGGGAGGUAUGAUACUGAGGAGCAUCCUUUGUUCGGUACUUUGAACAAUAUUCAUUCUAAUGACUUUCACCAGCCGAACUUUGCUGGGGCGUCGAUUAAAAAAGGCGGUCCACGUGAGCCUUGGCAUGAUAUUCACUGCAGGCUGGAUGGUCCUGCGGCUUGGGAUGUUUUGUACAAUUUUGAACAGAGAUGGAUGAAACAAGGUAACGGUAGAAGGUACCUAGUAUCGAUGGAACGGUUCUCAGAGAUCACGGUUCCGCCACUACCAAUCGUACAACCGGACGAUACCGAAGGCUGGACGGUUCAAGUUUUCCGGUCGAUAGAUAACGGUGCAGUUGAAGGGUUCCCAGAGGAUCCACGUGAAGCUUCGAGCGUAGGACUUGUCACCGAACCAAUACUUCCUAGGAAGCUCCUUUGGAUGGAACUCAAGAGACAUUAA